AUGUUUUUCUUUCAGCUUUACCAACAGGGCCGCUUAUGCCAGCUGGGUAGUGAAUUUUGUGAACUAGAAGUUUUUGCGAAGGUGCUACGUGCUUUAGAUAAAAGGCAUCUGCUUCAUCACUGUUUUCAGGCUUUGAUGGACCAUGGAGUAAAAGUUGCUUCUGUACUGGCCUAUUCUUUCAGCAGACGGUGCUCCUACAUAGCAGAGUCAGAUUCUGCUGUGAAAGAAAAAGCAAUCCAGAUUGGUUUUGUUCUAGGGGGAUUCCUGUCGGAUGCAGGUUGGUACAGUGACGCUGAGAAGGUAUUUCUUUCCUGCCUUCAGUUGUGCACCCUUCAUGAUGAAAUCCUUCACUGGUUUCGUGCUGUAGAAUGCUGUGUAAGGCUGCUGCACGUUCGGAAUGGUAACUGCAAAUACCACCUGGGAGAAGAGACGUUCAAACUCGCCCAGUCCUACAUGGACAAGCUUGCAAAGCAUGGUCAGCAGGCAAACAAAGCAGCUCUCUACGGGGAGCUCUGUGCCCUGCUCUUUGCCAAGAGCCACUACGACGAGGCUUAUAAAUGGUGCAUAGAGGCUAUGAAGGAGAUCACAGUUGGCCUGCCUGUCAAAGUAGUAGUGGAUGUUUUACGACAAGCUUCAAAGGCUUGUGUUGUAAAACGUGAAUUUAAGAAGGCUGAACAGCUGAUUAAACAUGCAGUAUACCUUGCUCGGGAGCAUUUUGGAGCCAAGCACCCCAAAUACUCCGAUACGCUACUAGACUACGGAUUCUACCUGCUCAAUGUAGACAACAUUUGCCAGUCAGUUGCAAUUUACCAGACAGCUCUUGAUAUCCGGCAGUCAGUAUUUGGAGGUAAAAACAUCCAUGUAGCCACAGCUCAUGAAGACUUGGCUUACUCCUCAUACGUUCACCAGUACAGCUCUGGGAAGUUUGACAAUGCACUAUUCCAUGCUGAACGUGCUAUAGGCAUUAUAACUCACAUUCUUCCAGAAGACCACCUUCUCUUGGCAUCUUCAAAGAGAGUUAAAGCACUCAUCCUGGAGGAGAUUGCAAUAGACUGUCACAAUAAGGAAACGGAGCAGAGGUUACUCCAGGAAGCUCACGACUUGCAUCUGUCCUCGCUCCAGUUAGCUAAAAAAGCCUUUGGGGAGUUCAAUGUGCAAACAGCAAAACACUAUGGCAACCUUGGAAGACUGUAUCAGUCGAUGAGAAAAUUCAAGGAAGCAGAAGAGAUGCACAUCAAGGCAAUUCAGAUCAAGGAGCAGCUCCUAGGUCAAGAAGAUUAUGAAGUUGCCCUGUCAGUGGGUCAUCUAGCUUCCCUCUAUAACUAUGAUAUGAAUCAAUAUGAAAAUGCCGAGAAGCUUUAUUUGAGAUCCAUAGCAAUUGGAAAGAAGCUUUUUGGUGAAGGAUACAGUGGACUUGAAUAUGAUUACAGAGGUCUCAUUAAACUGUACAAUUCCAUUGGCAAUUAUGAGAAAGUUUUUGAAUACCACAAUAUUUUGGCCAAUUGGAACCGGUUGCGGGAUCGGCAGUUCUCCGUCACGGAUGCUCUGGAGGACGUAAGCACCAGCCCUCAAUCCACUGAGGAGGUGGUCCAGUCUUUUCUCAUGUCUCAGAACGCUGAUGGACAGAGUAGCUAAGAACUCAGCCAAUUACCCAGUUAAGGUUUUUUCCCCCAGGUUACAGGGGGAAAAGUCAUACUGUGAAAUCUAAACCAUGUAGUUCUCUGGGGGCUGGAAUUUGCGUUGAAACACUGGUCCAGUCUGCUGAAGAGUGCCCAUACGGAUGAAUGUGUGUGAAAUCCCUAUCAGCAUGUGUAUGGCAUGUUUAGUUCGGCUCAUUUUUAACUCGGUAUUCCUGAAAACCUCCUUUCUCUCUUCUUUCAAAAGAAGCUACUUUGCAGAAAGUCUGCAAGAAAACGUUAAAUAAAACUGUUUGAGUUCAAAAGAGUUGCAUUCUUAUUAUGAAUGGAAGGUUUCAUCGAGAGCUUUCUUCUGACGUACGGAAAGAAUCAGUGCUGUGCUGUAAGAAGUUACCUGAGAAGGGUCUGACUGCUGUGUGUCCUCAGUGUAGCAAAGCUGAUCCUAAAUACCAGGAGGAGGGAGAGUGCCCCAGCCUGGGCUGCUGCCUUACGGAGAAGAGUGGCAAAGAACCACUUUGGAGAGCAAAAUCCUUUCUGUGAACCACGACAGGUUGUUGAGGAAGUAACCACCGUAUGUUUUCAAUAUCCUGAACUGGACCAGUGUUCACCUAGGCAUGAUAGAAGAUCCAGUAGACCAGCAAUCCUAGUUUUCCUUGGUACCAACCAAGAGUGCUAAUCUUCUGAACAGGACCAGGAAAAUCAAAAGUGGACCAGCCUGCUAGAAACAGUUUUUGGACCAGUGGCUUUAAUUUAAUAUUUCUGCCCCUGCAUUCACUUUUACAGUAGGAUUAUUUCAUUUAGGUGUAUGAUCAGUGCAAAAUUAUAUUCAUGUAAUAGAUACAGACCUAGGGAGUGAACGUCCUGUAGCGGUUGCGCUGGCAUGUCUGUACCUAGUGAACUUAGGCCAAUACUCCUGCCAGUGCCACAGGCAGGAACUCAAACGCUUAGCUCUGCUGCAGCCACCUCUUCCCUUCUCAAGGGGCUUACUCUCAUCGUUGAGGCAGUCACUUGUUUAUACCAGUUAACAGUUUUGUAUUACAAUCCAGGUCAAUUUUCUGUUUCUGGAGAACACAACUUAUUGUACAGUCGCAGGGGUCAGUGGAAAAUGCCAAAAAGCACAACAGUUUUUCUUUUUUUUUUUUGUGAUGCUUCAUUUCUACAUUAAACAAUAGUACAACCA
This is a messenger RNA of Merops nubicus (carmine bee-eater), 2817 nucleotides long. It is a transcript of the gene APPBP2, whose product is annotated as amyloid beta precursor protein (cytoplasmic tail) binding protein 2. The record is from RefSeq and is a predicted model, not a curated record. NCBI's taxonomy places the organism in Eukaryota, Metazoa, Chordata, Aves, Coraciiformes, Meropidae. Bases 1 to 1635 code for a protein of 544 amino acids. The transcript has 12 exons. Gene Ontology annotation, molecular function: protein binding. Gene Ontology annotation, biological process: intracellular protein transport.